Schizosaccharomyces osmophilus is the source of this 1815-nucleotide messenger RNA. It is a transcript of the gene swi2, whose product is annotated as recombination mediator Swi2. Gene Ontology annotation, biological process: DNA recombination. The transcript has a single exon. The record is from RefSeq and is a predicted model, not a curated record. Bases 1 to 1815 code for a protein of 604 amino acids. NCBI's taxonomy places the organism in Eukaryota, Fungi, Ascomycota, Schizosaccharomycetes, Schizosaccharomycetales, Schizosaccharomycetaceae.
AUGAGGAUUCAUGAAUUUCACAGGUCUGAAGCAAAUGCUGUAAAAGGAGAAAAUUAUAAAACAAGAGAACUUGGAAAUGAUUCCAAUUGCUCUUCCUUAAAUUCUUCUUGUGUCCAAAAUAGUAGUAUGCAGCCAUCAAGUUGCAAACCAUUGUCCGAUAAAUUUGACGAGCCAUUAUUGACAGAUAUAGCUUCUGAGCCGACCCAUGAGACUGAAAGACAUAUAAGAGGUUUUGCAAGGGAUCCUACAUGCUCAAGGGAGAGACCAAAUGGAGACGAUGAUCGAGCUGAAGCUUGUGUCCAAAAUGAAAGCCUCGCAAUCCAUGCUUCACAUCUAAAAAAUCAGCAAGGGAGUUUUGAUGUGCCUGAAGGCCAUGAAUGCAUGCUUUCCACUGAUAAAAUUCAAAAGGAGAAGCGAAAAGCAGGAAGACCAAAAAAGUUGCGUUAUAUAGCAGAAGACAGUUCUUCAAAUGGGUGUACUCACAAAAGAAAGCGCGGUCGUCCAAAAGGUUGGAGAAAGAAUCCUGAAAGAGAUGUUUAUUUAGAAAUGAUUGAUGCCCCUGUCGAAAAACGUAACCCGAAGAGUGUCUUUGACGCAGUUGUGGUACCUUUAAAUUCUUUUAAGGGGACUACAGAAGAGGAAGUUGAAAAUGAAGCUUCGGGAAAUGAACUUCAAAGCGAAACGAACGACGAAAGCUGGAGUUUCGACGUGGACGUUGGCGUGAAAACGGACUUAAACUCGCAUGAAUACGGAUUGGAAGAACCCGUUCCCGGACUAACCUUUGAAUCUAUGAGUAUAGGCCCUCCAUCAAGUGAUUUACCUAGUAAUAAUGAACCACCGAAUGCUACUCAGUCCGAACCAGACUCUGAAACCAACUUUAGUUUUUCGGACGAUGAUUUUGCUGUUUUGGAUAAAAUUGAACACGAAUUUGAAGCACAUGAUAUAGAUCAAUCAAAAGAGUUUUCUUCUUCCGAUUCUAUCUCCCAUAGGAUUACUUUAUGUGAACAGAACGAACCCCCCCCUCAGAAAAGUGCCACUGAAAUAAUGGAACUACCAAAAGGUACUACCCUUAAUAGUCGAAAAGAGAACAAUAACAUAUUUAAAAUUAAUACGGACGGAAAAGCGAACAAAAUUGGGAGACGCUUACCAACAACAUCAGAUGGUUUAAGCAAGCUUGAAGCGAAGUCAUUUGGAAAUCCCGCUAAUUUCAAGUAUCCAACUCUCUUAAAAAGUCCAAAGGGAAGCCCAAAAACUUCAAGUAUGAGAACUAAAACCCCCUUUCGAAGCCCUUUUGCUUCAAAGAAUUCUGAUAAUCGAGCCAAAAAAACCCUUUCUAAGCCAUUUCGGCCUCCACUAAAAAAGGAUGCACCAUUUAAUAUCAUUGAUGAAGAGGUUAAACCUAAAUAUAUAAGCUCUUCAAGAACGGCGCACCAUGGUGACAUUGCUUCUACUAAUGAUGGACGGUCCCCUGUAAUUAGUAGAUUGCAAUCAGAAAUAUCUACUUUACAGGAUCAAAUAUCCAUAGUUGAGCUGGCUAAUGACCUGGAAAACGAUCAAGAAGAUGAGGUGGGAUUGCUCGAAAAAAUUCAAAGGUGGAGGAGAUCGGCUCAGCUGGCCGUUGAGGUUCUUUUUCCUGUAUUUUCAUUAAAAUUUACUACCAUGCUUCAGGAAGUCCCAGAGUCUAUUUUACCGAGUGUCGUAGAUGAUCUUCGUUCGAAACCGUGUAACAUUGGGACGUUUCUUGAGCAAUUGGAUAUUCCUUUUUCUCUAUUAAAUUAUAAUCCGGAUAGUGAUUCUUGGGGAGAUGAUGCAUAA